Molecule: messenger RNA, 3521 nt
Organism: Sturnus vulgaris (Common starling)
Lineage: Eukaryota; Metazoa; Chordata; Aves; Passeriformes; Sturnidae
Gene: WBP11
Product: WW domain binding protein 11
Biological process (GO): RNA processing
Cellular component (GO): spliceosomal complex
Source: RefSeq, a predicted model, not a curated record
UAUAUUUGCUUUUCACCUUCGGCCGUUAACUUGUUGCGUUGAAACUCUAUAGUCUGGGUCCUUGGAAGAUGUGAUAUCGACGUUUCGGUAGUUUGUUCUCUUUCCCUUUAGCCUUUAAAUAUUAGAAAUACAAGAAAUACAGGGUGUAAAUGUAGCUCCUACCUCUGUUUGGUGAGCUUCCCACCUAAAGAAGCGAUAGUGUCUUGCAAAAGAAAAAAAACAAAGCUACCCCAGUGUUUUGGCUGGGAGGUAGGUUUGGAGGGGGAGGGAGAAAAGAAACAUCCCUGGCUGUAGUUUGGACCCUUACGCCGUCAUCUGUAAGCUGAAGAAGUGUUUAAAGACAGGAAAUAAUUUAUUGUAGAAUAAUCCUACACUUGCUUAUACGAUGGGUGCUGGGGAGAGAUAUCAGGGGCAGUUAGAAGUCUGAGGAAGGGAGGAGAUUUGUGGGGAAAUAUUUGAAACAGAGAAAGGUGAAAAAUGGAAAACACUUAUGAGAGUGAAUGAGAAGCUAAACUCUGAUACCCUCUUAGAAAAACAGAUUAUGCAUUAUUCCCUGCCAUGAACUCCUCAAGAGUGUAAGCGCAAAGCUUCUUCGUUUGAGUUGUGUGAAUAAUAACAAACUCAUCUAUUAGUUUAAAAUUAUAACUUAUUAAAGUAGUAGUAAGUAGGUGCUUAGUUAAAUAGUAGUACUUUGAGUAGGGCAAUUUUGAUAUGGGUGCUGAGCUCAUAGUCAGGUUUGAUGACCUUAAAGGUAUUUGAGCUCUUUGAGGGAGAAACUUGCUGACAGAAGAGAAACAAGCAUCCUCAAGCUACCAGUGUGUAGGACCUGAAUCCAUGUCAUCUUUUCCAGGUGCCUCCCUGUUUUUUAAGUUUUAUUUUUUGAGACAGAAGAAAAAAAAAAAAGAUCAAAAUGGGGCGGAGAUCUACAUCAUCCACCAAGAGUGGGAAGUUUAUGAAUCCCACGGAUCAGGCCCGGAAGGAAGCUCGGAAAAGGGAACUAAAGAAGAACAAAAAGCAACGGAUGAUGGUACGAGCAGCUGUACUGAAGAUGAAAGAUCCAAAGCAGAUUAUCCGGGACAUGGAAAAAUUGGAUGAGAUGGAGUUUAAUCCAGUACAGCAGCCACAACUUAAUGAAAAAGUGCUGAAGGAUAAACGCAAAAAGCUCCGUGAGACUUUUGAACGCAUCUUGCGGCUCUAUGAGAAGGAAAAUCCUGACAUCUAUAAAGAACUACGCAAGUUGGAAGUGGAGUACGAGCAGAAGAGAGCACAACUCAGCCAGUAUUUUGAUGCUGUCAAGAAUGCUCAGCAUGUUGAAGUAGAGAGUAUCCCCUUACCAGAUAUGCCUCAUGCUCCCUCCAACAUCCUCAUACAGGACAUUCCCCUUCCAGGGGCCCAACCACCUUCUAUCCUCAAGAAGACAUCAGCAUAUGGACCACCAGUUCGGUCCAUUUCUGUGCUUCCUCCUCCUGGGCUUGGUGUUCCACGUUUACCUCCAGGCAGGAAACCCCCUGGACCUCCACCAGGGCCACCCCCACCUCAGGUCCUGCAGAUGUAUGGCCGUAAAGUGGGUUUCAACUUGGACGUGGCUCCUCGAAGGCGAGAGGAGGAGAUUUCUUACAGUUCUGAAGCAGGACAGCGAGGCCAUGAUGAUGACAUGUCCAGCACUAGCGAAGAUGAAGGUUAUCCUGAAGAUAUGGAUCAAGAUAAGCACGACGAGAGCAGCGAUGACAGUGACAGUGAUAGGUCAGAUGCAGACAGUGAAGGAGAGGACUUCCUGCAUCGUGAUAAUGACAAGGAGAGGGAAGGUGGAGAAGAAAAGAAAUCAGGUCACAGUGUCCGGUUUGCAGACAUGCCUGGGAAGUCACGAAAGAAGAAAAAGAACAUGAAAGAGCUGACUCCACUCCAGGCCAUGAUGUUACGAAUGGCAGGUCAGGAAAUCCCAGAAGAAGGGAGAGAAGUGGAGGAAUAUUCAGAAGAAGAGGAAGAGGAGGAAGAGGACUCAGAGUCCGAAGACACAUCACAGCAACAGCAGCAACAACAACUCAGUGAGGAAGCACUUGCAGAGACUGGAUCAUCUACUGCAACUUCCCAGGCACAGCAGCAGCAGCAGAGUUCACAGGCUGUGCCUCCAACUCAGAUCCAGGCACCUCCCAUGCCUGGGCCUCCUCCGCUGGGACCACCUCCAGCCCCUCCACUGAGGCCUCCAGGCCCACCCACCGGCCUUCCUCCUGGCCCUCCCCCAGGAGCUCCUCCGUUCUUGAGACCUCCCGGGUUACCAGGGCUGCGUGGGCCUUUGCCACGACUGCUGCCACCAGGUCCUCCCCCGGGGCGACCACCAGGUCCUCCCCCAGGCCCCCCACCAGGUCUGCCCCCAGGCCCUCCUCCACGUGGUCCUCCUCCUCGUCUGCCUCCUCCUGCCCCACCAGGUAUCCCUCCUCCUCGCCCAGGCAUGUUACGGCCACCUCUGGUGCCUCCCUUAGGACCUGCCCCACCUGGGCUCUUCCCACCAGCUCCCAUUCCAAAUCCUGGGGUACUGAGCGCCCCCCCGAGCUUGAUUCAGCGGCCCAAGGCGGAUGACACCAGUGCGGCCACCAUAGAGAAGAAAGCCACGGCCACCAUCAGUGCCAAGCCGCAGAUCACCAACCCCAAGGCGGAGAUCACGCGCUUCGUGCCCACUGCCUUGCGAGUGCGCCGCGAGAAUAAAGGGGCUUCCGCUGCCUCCCAGAGAAAACAAGAUGAUGAGCCUGCACUCCCGUUAACCAAAGCUGCCCCUAAGGCUGGAUCAUCUGCCCCUGUCUCUGUACAGACAAAGGAUGAUGUGUAUGAAGCCUUCAUGAAAGAAAUGGAAGGUCUCCUGUGACCUGUCGUAGUCCUAGACAGCUUUCCUGCCCCUCUGACCACGAAUCAGAUCACUGUGGAGAGAGAAGAAGGGAAAGUCCUCCUGCAAGCAAUGAAAGGGCAUGACUGGAAAUAGUUCCCUACCCACAGGUUAACUUGCCAGUGUGCUGUGAAUAGAGACCGCUGCAGCCGAGGUGUGCCUGGGGACCUCCUUUCAGAGCCACCGUGUGCACUUAGUGAAAGGAAAUUGCAGUAAAGAAGGCGAUGCUGCUCCCCUCAAGUCCUCCCCUUUCUUUGGAGGGAGAUGAUGGUACUCUGGGGUCAGGGGUGACUAUUCCCUGCCUGAAUCCUUACACACCCUGAGUGCUCUGGCGAGGGUAGUGGAACAGGUUUUUAAGGAGCCAGAAAAGUGUUAGCAGCAUUUCAUACACAAAUGGUUGUCCAGUUUUUAUUUUCUGUACUUUUUUUUUUUCUGUAAAUAUUUUAUAAUCAUGUUUUUUAGUUGCAGUGAGGUUGAUCAGUCAUCUUUCUUCCAGGGUAGUCAGGGAGGUAAUUUGUUGCAUAUACUGUACACUGGAAUUUUGCACCCUCUCCCCUUUAUGGUCAUCUUGAUGGAUUUUUGUUGGCUGGGGAAACUUCAUUUUGUCUUGUGGAAGACAAUAAAUGUUCAGUGUAUCAAAAUA